Molecule: messenger RNA, 1674 nt
Organism: Blepharisma stoltei
Lineage: Eukaryota; Ciliophora; Heterotrichea; Heterotrichida; Blepharismidae
Source: the annotation of a GenBank genome assembly
AUGGAUCAAAUUUUUACAGAAAAGAAUCAUGUAAUGCUACUAAAGCUUCCUGACUACUUAUAUGAAGCCUUCAAAGUAAAGAGCGACUCAAAUAUGACGAUUUCUUUGGACUCAAAAACUAUGGAUGCAGAAUUGAGCCUUCAAGAUGAUUUAGGAGCGUUGACAAACGGAGUUACCAAAUUUAACACAAAAGUCCAAAAAAUUCAUGACGAUGAUCUGUACAUUUUCUCUGUCGAUGGAAACCGAAAGGCUAUACUUAAGGCGAAAGUUAUUUGCAGAGGAAAUUUAUUACCUGACUCCUCCUCUAAAUUAGCGAUUCAAAUUUAAAGGAGGUUAAUUUUAUUUUUGAAAAAAAACUUUAUAGUAGUUAAAAAGUAGAAUAAAAAUUGAAUGCGAUAUUCUUGGAUAAAUAAAAUCGUAUUCGGUUUGAGAAAAAUUGGUUACUAAUAUUUCUCCCUCAUGAAUGCUUUUAUUUUUUUUUUAUCUCUGGCACAGAAACAACAAUUUAAAUUUGGUAUAACCAGAGGAGCUGCUCCACAGUGUAUCAAGAGGCCCAGGAUUUACCAAUUAGCACAUCCGGAGCUCAUGCAGAAUCUAAAUCAGGCAAGAGCAACAGCAUCACACUGGCCAAGAUGGUUGGUGGUUUAUUUGGGAUGCCAUACCUUUUGGAUCGGAAAUGCUCGUGACGUCACCAUUUUGGCUCUGCUUCCUUAGUGAGUGUGCGUUGGGCACCUUAAAUACUUUAAUUGAUGCAAUGCAAUGAAUGCAAUGGUUUGAUUUUUAAAUUAUUUUUAUAAAGAAUGAAUUUAAAUAUAAUUGUUUUUUUGUGCUACUGUUUAAAUAGCAUUCUAUUUACAUUAAAUAAGGUUAAAAACUAUUUAUAUAAAAAUUAUUAUAUUUUUUCUAUAAAAUUUUCAAUUAAAAAUUUUUUUGAUGAAUUUAAAGGGUUAGCUUACCCAAAAAUAGAGAUUUUGCCGAUACUUUUUGUUCCAAUUUAAAGAAGGGGGAGUGAGCAAAAUCCAUUGCUUGACAUAUCUGAGGAGGGUGACCCUUAGGCAGAACACACACAUGGAGCGAGGUCAACGCGUCUGUGAAGGCUUUCUGGUCCUUUUGGUGGGGUAAUCUGGAAUACUUAUAAGGCAAGAUGGCUUUCGACGUCAUCAAUUGGAGUUAAAAGGGAGGCUCUGAUAUUACUUCCUAAAAGAGUAUCACCUUAAAAUUCUGGGUAAUCUUAAUUCUUAUAAACACAAUCAAGAAAAACUAGAAGAAGUAAGCAAAUAUGCAAUUAGCACUGCAGAUCCAAAUAUCGAUGAUAUGAAAGCAAAACAAAGGAUUUUUAAGCUUCAUGAGGAUCAUAAAACUUUUGUUAUGGCAAAUAAAGAUAAAGCUGCCUUAGCCACAUAUCUUAAAAAGCAUAAGGAAAAAAGAGUAAGGGAAGAGCCUGAAGCUGUAAAAGAAAUGCUUUUUAACCUCUUUGCAAUUCAAAGGUUUUGGAAGGUAAAAAAUUUAGUGGAAGAAACAGGGCAGCCUGAAGCUUAUUUGAGAAAACUUUUGCCAGAAAUUGCAGAGAAAGGAACUCAAGGAGCUUAUAGGCAUCAAUGGCAGUUGAGGGCUGAGUUCAGAGAAAACGAGGACCAAAAUGAAGAUAAGCCUACAAAAAAGCAGAAAAUAUAA